AUGACAGACACAACAAAUAAUAACUAUGAUAUAGAGAAUACUGAAAUACAGCAGCAAGAACCAGCUACGAACACAACUACAGAAAAUCUAUCAACAUCAUCAACUAAACAAUCCAAGAAACAAAAACCAAAUCCAAGAUCAAAUUCAAACUCAACCAAAAGAACUCAAUAUAGAAAUCUAAAAGAUAAUGAAAGAAAACAAGUCAGAAUAAUAGAUCCCACCAACAAUACAGCAUCACCAUCACCAACUCCACAAACAGAUCCAGAAGAUAUAGAAUUACCACGUAAAAGAUUUUAUAGACAACGAGCUCAUUCAAAUCCAUUUUCUGAUCAUAGAUUAAAUUAUCCAACAUCUCCACAAACAAUGGAUUGGUCUUCAAUAUAUCCACAACAAGAAUUGACUACUAAAAAAGUGGAGAUUGCUGAUAUAGGUUGUGGAUUUGGUGGAUUAAUGAUUAAAUUAGGUCCAUCUUUUCCAAAUCAAUUAAUUUUAGGUAUGGAAAUCAGAGUUCAAGUUACUCAAUAUGUUGAAGAUAGAAUUAUUGCAUUAAGAAAUAAUCAUUCUCAAGAUGAUUAUAAUUAUGGAAAUAUUGGAGUUAUAAGAGGUAAUGCAAUGAAAUUUUUACCAAAUUUCUUUAAUAAAUCACAAUUAUCUAAAAUUUUUUUUUGUUUUCCUGAUCCUCAUUUUAAACAACGUAAACAUAAAGCAAGAAUUAUAACAAAUACUUUAUUAUCUGAAUAUGCAUACGUUUUGAAAAAGGAAGGGAUUAUAUAUACAAUAACUGAUGUAUUGGAUUUACAUCAAUGGAUGAAUAAACAUUUGGAAGAACAUCCAUUGUUUGAAAAAUUAAAUGAGACAGAGUUGGCGAGUGAUGAAUGUGUUGAAAUUAUGUAUAAUUCUACUGAAGAAGGACAAAAAGUUGAUAGAAAUAAAGGUGAUAAGUAUGUUGCUUGUUUCAGAAGGGUGGAUAAUCCUGAUGAUUGUGAAUAG
Lodderomyces jiufengensis is the source of this 990-nucleotide messenger RNA. RefSeq names its product tRNA (guanine46-N7)-methyltransferase. The transcript has a single exon. The record is from RefSeq and is a predicted model, not a curated record. The coding region runs from base 1 to 990 and encodes 329 amino acids. Gene Ontology annotation, molecular function: tRNA (guanine(46)-N7)-methyltransferase activity. Lineage: Eukaryota; Fungi; Ascomycota; Pichiomycetes; Serinales; Debaryomycetaceae. Gene Ontology annotation, biological process: RNA (guanine-N7)-methylation; tRNA methylation. Gene Ontology annotation, cellular component: tRNA methyltransferase complex.